Molecule: messenger RNA, 3059 nt
Organism: Topomyia yanbarensis
Lineage: Eukaryota; Metazoa; Arthropoda; Insecta; Diptera; Culicidae
Product: protein artichoke-like
Exons: 2
Coding region: 44-2917 (957 amino acids)
Molecular function (GO): protein binding
Source: RefSeq, a predicted model, not a curated record
AGCAAUCUCACGUCAAAGUCAAGCCAAGACAGUCGAUUCAAAGAUGCUACAUUCCUCUCUAUUGAUUAUUACGCUAUUAUUAGUGGCCGAAAGCCGAACUUCGUUGACAUCAGCUAAAGUUUUAGAAUGUGUUACUCAAAAUAACGAAUGUCUCUUCAGUGACGUUCAGCUCUUGAAUAAAGAGAAUCGUAAUGUUGCAUUGAAGCUGCCAAGCAACACAAAUACUUCCGUGAUUAAGUUCAUAAACUCAUCGAUUGAUUUGAUAACCUCGCAGCUAUUAAGUAAUCUCGAUGAUGUCAAAUCUAUAGAUAUUGCCAGCACAAGAGUACGUACAAUUCAAAGCAAUGCAUUUCUGGAGAAUAGCCAUUUAGAAGAAUUGGAUCUUUCGAAAAACUUGCUCACUGAUCUACCGGAUGGAAUAUUUCAUGGAUUGAGCCACUUAAAUCAGUUAAACUUGUCUGACAAUAAUUUACAUCGGCUGCGUGGUGAUCUUCUGGAACAUUGUCCGGAAUUGAUACGCCUCAACCUGGAAGGAAACUCAAUCAGUGAAAUCCCCCGAAAACUGUUCUGGAUUCCUCGGGAGUUGCAGUUCUUGAAUCUAGGUGAUAACCGAAUUGAACAACUAGUUGGUGGUACGUUUAGACUUCUGGAGAAUUUGACCACACUAGAUUUGAGCAAGAAUUUUCUUCGGGAGCUGCGAUAUGAUACGCUUGAAGGUCUUCAUUCAUUGGAACAGCUGGAUGUUUCUAGCAAUUUGAUUGAGAAAGUAAGCGUUGGAGCAUUUCAGGAAGUGCCGUUGAUAAGAGUUAUUUCGAUGGCCGGGAAUUUUUUGACCCGACUGCCAAACGGUUUGUUUACUAAUCUCGUUGAGUUACGUGAGUUGAAUUUACAAGGUAACGAGCUAGUGCAACUCGACGAUCAUCUGUUCAGAGGUUUAUUAAGUUUGCAAACCAUAUCUCUCAGUAGUAAUAGUAUAAAUGGAAUCCCAUCGACACUAUUCAAAGAUCAGGUUAAUUUGCAAAGUAUUGAUUUGAGCCAGAACAGACUUAGCAGUGUCCCAAAAGAAGUCAUUAGCCGGAUGGGUAGUGAUAUCAAACUUCAUAAUAAUCACUUUACAAUUGUGAGAACAAGUACUUUUUCAGAAACUGUUGCUGUAUCUUCAGUCUCGCUGUACGGUAACAAAAUUCUUGUUCUUGAAGACGAAUUGUUUGAUAGUUUGACUAAUUUGACUGAGCUAUAUUUGGACUACAACGAAUUAACGGAAAUUCCAGCAACAAUCUUCAAAGGCAACCCCAGUUUGAGCCAUAUCACCAUGUCCAGAAAUUAUAUAUCCACUGUAAGAACUAACACAUUUGCGGGUCUAUCACAACUAAAUUCUGUGGACCUGUCUUCAAAUAAGAUAUUUGAAAUUGAGGAAGGAGCUUUUUAUGGUUCUAGUAUCACAAGUUUAUUCCUCGAACAUAACUUGUUAGAGUGGGUUGAUUCUGAAACCUUUCGAGGUCUAAAACUGUUGCACUUGAAUUUGGCUGAUAAUAAGCUAAGGCAGAUUUUAGACUCGUCAUUUGAAAGUCAACCCUAUCUGGAAACAAUUAUUUUAAAUAAUAAUCACAUCGAAGAUAUUUCAAAAGGAUCCUUUUCCAAUUUAUCCAAACUAGUAUACCUAGAUUUGAGUAACAAUUCAAUAACUAAGCUUUUUGAUAGCACAUUCCUCACUUCAAUGUCGAUGGGAACAUUGAAAUUAUCUCAUAAUAAACUCACCGAUUUAAAUUUAAAGAUUUUCGAAAAAACAUUCAAACUGCAAAACCUUGAGCUAGACGGAAAUAGAAUCAGGUUUUUAUCCGAAAGAGCAGAAAAUUUGUUCUCACUUGCGGAAAUCACGACAUUAAAAUUGAGUUUCGAAAUUUCAAAUUUAGUAGCUAAUCUUUCAACAUUGAAAUCACUACACAUUGAUUCACUGUAUCAGAAAACACUCACUGACUCAUCGCUGGUAAUGUUCACUGCGUUGGAAGAACUUCAAAUCUCCGAUGCUACAUUCAGAACUCUCCCGAGUCGGUUGCUAUACCACCUUACACUGCUCAACAGACUUUUGAUAACAAAUAAUUCUUUAACCUCAAUUGCAGACAACUUUUUUGAUCACUGCUCAAAACUUGUUUUUCUGGACCUAUCAAAAAAUCAAAUAAAAACUGUUAAUCCAAACUGGUUCAAGCAUUUGAUUAACCUCACUACACUUUCUCUAGCUCACAAUCGUAUCCAUUUAAUCCCAUCUGAUAUCUUAAGCAAUAUAAAAUCAAUAAUUUCCUUGGACCUUUCCUCAAAUCAACUCACGGAGCUCGAUACAGACUUCUUACGAAAACAUUCCAGCUUGGAGGAGUUGGAUGUAAGUGGUAACAAGCUAACCGAAAUUGCCAUUAACACAAAACUACGCACUUUACACGCUUCGAGCAAUCAAAUUUCCACCAUACAUUACGAUUCGUUUGCGAAAUUCAACCUUGAAAUACUGGAACUCGGACAUAAUAAGCUGACCAAUAGUAGCGAGCUAUUGCAAUUAUCGAAACUAAAAUCGCUGGACAUUUCAAGUAACGCGGGGAUUGAGUUCGAUUUACAUCAGCUGUACAAACUUAAAAAUCUACUAUCUCUCAACAUAUCUUCAAUUGGCAUCGCGAUACCGAUGGAUACAGUAGCAGUCACAAAUCUUCUCGCACUGGAUUUAAGUAACAAUCAGCUAGAAACUCUGUCGGUGAACUUCAUCAAAGCUAUACCGAGAACUACGGAGCUGUACCUACAGAAAAAUGGGAUUUCAACUAGUCAGUUGAAAAAGGUUUCAAAAUAUAUGAAGCAUCUGAUGUAUUUAAAAGUCGAUAAUCCUGAUAGCAAUGUGCAAUCACAAUUCAGCGACGGCUACGUAAUGGUAGUUUGAGCAAUUAAAAUGUACUCGAUCACUGCCAAUUGUUUUAGUUUCAUUUAUUAUGAACAUAAAUUACAGUCAAAUUAUAAAUUGGGAUUCUUCCUAUAGUAAAACAAUAAAGAACUAUUAAGGUUUUCUUUCACCUUGAGAAAAA